This is a messenger RNA of Oncorhynchus mykiss (rainbow trout), 4341 nucleotides long. RefSeq names its product WD repeat-containing protein 20. NCBI's taxonomy places the organism in Eukaryota, Metazoa, Chordata, Actinopteri, Salmoniformes, Salmonidae. Gene Ontology annotation, molecular function: protein binding. The record is from RefSeq and is a predicted model, not a curated record.
UCUAGAAUCAAUUGCCGAGCGCAUGCUCUGUGGGGAAGAUCCGGGUUUUGGACAGGAUGAACGCCAAUUUCCAAGAUGGCGGCGGAGGGAGGAGGGAAGGAGAUGAACGAAAUUAAAACUCAAUUCACCACUCGGGAAGGUGUCUAUAAACUCCUCACUCACUCCGAAUAUAGCCGCCCUAACAGGGUGCCUUUCAAUUCACAGGGCUCGAAUCCGGUGAAAGUCUCCUUCGUGAACGUCAACGACCAGUCCGGCAACGGCGACAGAAUCUGUUUCAAUGUGGGCCGGGAACUGUAUUUUUAUAUCUACAAAGGCGUAAGAAAGGCGGCUGACCUGAGCAAGCCCAUAGACAAGAGGAUCUACAAAGGAACGCAGCCCACGUGUCAUGACUUCAACCCCCUCACAGCCACAGCGGAGAGCGUCUCCCUGCUCGUGGGUUUCUCGGCCGGCCAGGUGCAGCUCAUUGACCCAAUCAAGAAGGAGACCAGCAAGCUCUUCAAUGAGGAGAGACUGAUAGACAAGUCUCGUGUGACAUGUGUACGGUGGGUUCCUGGCUCAGAGAGCCUCUUCCUAGUGGCCCACUCCAGCGGCAGCCUGUACCUGUACAACGUAGAGCACACCUGUGGCACCACGCCACCCCACUACCAGCUUCUCAAACAGGGCGAUGGCUACGCCGUGCACACCUGCAAGAGCAAGUCGGCCCGCAACCCCCUACUGCGCUGGACAGUAGGCGAGGGGGCGCUGAACGAGUUUGCCUUCUCCCCCGAUGGGAAGUUCCUUGCGUGCGCCAGCCAGGACGGCUUCCUGCGCGUGUUUGGCUUCGAUGCAGCCGAGCUGCACGGCACAAUGAAGAGCUACUUCGGUGGGUUGUUGUGCGUGUGCUGGAGCCCGGACGGACGAUAUAUAGUGGCCGGGGGGGAGGACGACCUAGUGACCGUCUGGUCCUUCUCAGACUGCAGGGUGAUCGCCAGGGGCCACGGCCACAAGUCGUGGGUGAGUGUGGUGGCGUUUGAUCACUGUACUACCAGCGUGGAGGACAGCGACCCACCCGCCGAAUUCAGCGGGAGUGACGAGGAGUUCCACGAGCAGAUCCACUUUGGAGGGGGGCGGGACCGGGCUAAUAGCUCCCAAUCACAUCUUUCCAAGAGGAACUCUACAGACGGCAGGCCAGUCAGCGUGACCUAUCGCUUCGGCUCGGUGGGCCAGGACACCCAGCUGUGUCUGUGGGACCUGACUGAGGACAUCCUGUUUCCCCACCUGCCCCUGUCACGUACCAGAACUCACACUAACGUCAUGAGUGCCACCAGCCCCCCGGCUACUGGGGCGGCCACUACUAAUACUACUACUACUACUACUACUGCUGCUGCUGCUACUACCACUACUACUACUACUACUACUACUGCUACUACUGCUACUACUCCUACUACUAACCCACCUGGUACCAAUGGCAACAACACAGUGAGCAGUAGUAGUGGUAACAGUGGCGCCCCAGCUAACUCGCUCCCUGCCCCCCUGCCGCGCUCCAACAGCCUGCCACACUCCUCCGGCCCCGCAGGGGGCAGCACCACGCCUAACUGCCACACGACCAGCAGCAAAGGAAGCAGCAUCAUCGACAGCACCUUCAUCGCCACGGGCGUCAGCAAGUUCGCUACACUGUCGCUGCACGACACACGCAAGGAGCGCCACGAGAAGGACCACAAACGCAACCACAGCAUGGGCCACAUCAGCAGCAAGAGCAGCGACAAGCUCAACCAACUGAGCUCUGCGGCGCGGACGGCCAAGGCGGACGCCGCUAAGACUCUGGGCACGCUGCUGUGCCCGCGCAUGGAGGAGGUUCCUCUGCUGGAGCCGCUGGUGUGUAAGAAGAUUGCUCACGAAAGACUCACUGUGUUAAUCUUCCUGGAGGACUGUCUGGUCACAGCCUGCCAGGAGGGCUUCAUUUGCACAUGGGCCAGGCCCGGUAAAGUGGGCUUACUAUCAUCUCAGAACCCGGCCAACUCUCCUAGUGGGACUGUUGUAUAGCCCUGGUGCUAGUGCUGCUAAACUAAACCGAGCUCCACCAGACAUGACGGGACAGGAUGACCUGGCCACACCUCGCCACAGCCCUGCAGCGCUGUUCUCUCUCUCUCUCACACACCUUCAUCACCAUCACCACUACUGAAGCUCUUUUUGUUCUGUUAAUCUUUAGAUAGAUAGAUGGAUAGCUAACGUGGGCCAUUGAGGGUAGAUGGGUUGGCCCACAGUCUGAAAAGAGUGUAAAGGAUCGUGUGAAAGGUGCAGAAUGCUUGAAAUCGUCCAGGAGGAUUUAAAGUGUUGUUCAGAGAGGGAGGCUGGCUGCGAUGUGUUUACUUUGUUUUCACCUCCCUUCCUCUCUCAACAUUCUCUUUCCCGGUCCAAAAACAACCCCUGUAAAAGCUACAGCUUGUUUUCAGACUGGGCUUGUCUCUAAUAGCGUGGCCUCCUCCAGAAACCACCCCUAGCCACUACUACCCCCUAGGCUCUUCAUGUAGAUCUGAAAGACCUUGGAUAGGUUUAAUCAUUAUGGUAGUAGGCACAUUUCUCCACUAUUCAGUUCUCUCAGAUCUAGCCUAGGUAUUAGGGGCUAGGUGUUGUCUUGGGACAGGUGCUAUCGCUUUUAGCUUGAUCCUCAUCCAUGACUAACCCUGGUGGAGUUGGAUCACAUGUUCAUAGCAAAGGGAGACCGGAGCAGUUAGCUUCCUAUAACUACAAUAAAAAAAUAUUUUUGAAUUUAAAUCAGAAUAUCACAGCUUGAGUACGUUGCACUGAUUUUAUUGUUUAUGUAAAUUUUUAUUCAUAAUUAUGACAGAAACAAGAUGGUUGAAGAUAGCCUUUGGAUGCACUUGGGUUGUGGCGAGUAAUCUCUGUCUGGAUGCUAAAAUCAUAGUUGUUUUUUUUAAAGAAAAAGAGAAUUGUUUGCACUUAAUAGUUUGUUAGAUGAGAAUGGCUUUACAAUUUUGGAGUGUGCAAGGACUCCCCCGACAAGGUUGUUAAAAAUAUAAAUAGAAUUAAAAACCUUUAUCUAUUGAACAUUUAUUUUAAUAUUGUUUCAGAUUUAAAAAAUGGGCUCUGUAUUAUAUGUAAAUAUUGUACUUCAAUGAUUUGGUGAAAUUAUCAUUGUUACACUAGUUUGAAGUUCUUCAUUUCAGAAAAUAGUGAUAUUUCUAAUUCAGAAAAAUAUACAUAAUAAUAUUAAAAAUGAAUCUUGAAUAUGCAGGUUCAUGUUUUUUCCUUUCUGUUGUACAUAAAGAGAAUUCAGGUGUAUUUUUCAUAAUGAAAUGUUUGUUAUAGGAGAUGUCUCUAUGGAAUCCUCUUUAUCUAGUAGGUAGUGCUGAAAGCUAGCCUGUCGCUGCAGACUCCUCUAUGUAGAAAAGUUUUCCCAGUCCCAAACUCGCUCCUGCACCCUAUGCACUUGUGAAGUCCUGAGAGCAUGGCCGCAGGAAGUUUUGGGUUGGGGGUGCUGUCGAUGGGGUUCUGAGUAAUAUUUUUCUCUGCUAUGCUGAGAGGAUUGUAUAGGAAAUGUGGAAAUUGAAAGACUAGAUAUAUACUUUACCAUAUUGCUCAUAUACCUAUCCAAUCUUCUUAGAUCGCCACAAGUGUCACAGGGCUUAGGUGCUAGUGGUUGUUUUGGGACUGGGCCGUAGGCUAAGGUAGGAGCCGUCUAAUUCAGACAUCACUCAGAGCUCAGGUAAACCACAGAAGACUAACGCUAACAUAAUUAUCUUACCCAUUAUUAGGCCCCAGUACAUAAAAUAUCUGAAUUCACCUACCUAGUAUACAAAUAUGACUAAACCGGUGUUAUAGGUGUGUGUGGACUAUGGCCGCUACAUAAGUAAUGACAAUGGGAGUGUGUGUCAACCAGAAAUGUGUGUCAACCACAUUUCUGGUCAACUGACACUGUUGAUAAACAUCACUACUUGAUGGCGGUAUGAGUGCUGGGCCUUGUUUACGGGGGUGCAACAUUAUGAAACGUUCACAUAGAAAUGUAUUAUCUAGAAAAGAUAUGGGAAUAUCUGUCGUGUAGAUGGGGACUAGAGUUAGCUCUAUUCAUGACAUUUCUAGGUGCUCAUUUCAGCUGAGCGUUUUCCGAAAGCUUCAUGGCACUGAGACCAUUGCCUACAAUGGAUGUCUAUAAUGAUUAUUUUAGCGCUGUGAAGCGUCCGGGAAACUCGCACCUGAGUGUUUCACCUCCCUGAACCCACCCCAGGAGAUGAGGGAGUUUUGUGAAGCACCCAGGUAGGCAGUGUGAGGAUUCUCCAAGGUCUAACAGUGGGAGUAUAAUUUUUUCCUCCAUGUGACACCUAUUAAACAACUUUGACAGAC